Paraglomus occultum is the source of this 1893-nucleotide messenger RNA. The record is from the annotation of a GenBank genome assembly. Lineage: Eukaryota; Fungi; Glomeromycota; Glomeromycetes; Paraglomerales; Paraglomeraceae.
AUGAACAGUUCCACAUCCGCCGUUAGAGCCACUGCGGCACAACAAUUGGGUGAAAUACAGAAGCAACAUCCUGGAGAAUUAUAUAAUUUAUUACAAAGGGUCGUCGUGCACCUUCGAAGUGACCAGUGGGAGACACGACUGGCUGCUGGACAGGCUAUAGAGGCUAUUGCGAGCAACGUCCCACAGUGGGAUCCGCAAGAACCCGCACAAUCAGAAAAGACGUCCAUUGGAUGUGAUGAUUCAUAUGAAAAUAAACUUACUUUCGAGAGCUUUAAUAUUAACAGUGUAUUGCUGCAUGGAAGGCCGUUAUUAGGGUCUGCCGGAAAGGAAUAUGAUUUAGAUCUAAAUGAUCUCAGUCCCGCAGAGCGACUGGCUCUACAACGAAAAAAUUUAAAGCAGAGAUUAGGAUUAGGCAGUCAAUUUAUGGAUGAGCUAUUGGAUGACGCGGAUAUAAAUGCUGAAGUAUUGUCAUCACCAACAACGUUUGGUGCCACCUCUACGGCAGUGACAACAACAAUGUCUACGAUACCGAGCGCAAUGAUUACAUCACCCAUAAAGCAAGAGUCAACUACACCUCCUCAACUACCCCCGCCGCCGUCUAUAGCACCGGAACCAGACUUAUCAGGAUUGAGUGCAAGAGAGCGGAACAGGCUAAAACGAAAAGCUAAGAAAGACGCGAAAGAUAAAGGAAAGGAAAAAGUCCGUGUUUUAGAUCUUGGAAGCUCGCGGCGUACAGGAAAUGAAACUAGUGGACCUCCUCUAGCGCCGGUUGGCCCAAUAACAUCACCGACAGCAGUCAAAGUGGAAGAUGGACAACCAGAAGAAUAUUUCAACUUUACGCCACAACCAUGUUCAAAUAAAAUAGUGGUAGAGGCAAAAAAGGAUGUUUCCUCGGCAAUUUGCGAAGACCAAAAAAACGAGUGGCCGUUUGAGAGUGUUUGUGAAUUGCUUUGCCUUGAUUUGUUUGAUUCGCGUUGGGAGAUUAGACAUGGUGCUGCCAUUGGUUUAAGAGAGAUUCUUAAAGUCCAUGGGUAUGGAGCUGGACGUUUGAUCGGCUUGACAAAGGAGGAAAACGAACAGAGACAUCAUAAAUGGCUUAACGAUAUUGCAAUACGUCUUUUAUGCGUUUUUGCACUUGAUCGAUUUGGGGACUUUGUGUCUGACCAGGUUGUCGCUCCAGUCCGCGAAACGUGCUCACAGACGAUGGGUGCUCUUCUACGAUACAUGUCACCUGAAGGUGUUCAGAACGUUCACACAGUAUUACUAAAAUUAUUGUACCAAUCCGACUUUGGCGAAUCACAAUCAAUAUGGGAAGUCAGGCAUGCUGGAAUGCUUGGAUUGAAAUAUGCAGUAGCAGUGAGGAAAGAUUUGGUUGAAACUAUGUUGGACGGGACUGUUGGGGCUGUUAUACUUGGGUUACAAGACCGAGACGAUGACGUGCGCGCAGUUGCUGCAUCGAUAUUAUUACCCAUUGCCGAAUCAUUUGUACAGUUAUCGCCCCACAAUAUUCCUCAAGUUGUCAGUGUGCUUUGGGACUGUUUGAAGGAUUUAAAAGAUGAUUUAACCUCAUCCACUGGCAACGUCAUGGAUCUAUUAGGCAAGUCUACAGUUAAAUGGCAAUUUGAUUUUCGGGAAAACAAUCUAAUAACAAAACUUUUUUCUUUUCCAUCGGUGUUGGAAUACAUGCGCACUGCGGCUGCGUCAAAUCCAGCGCAAUCUCUGUCAACUUUGAUACCACGCUUAUAUCCAUUCUUCCGACACACAAUAAUGUCUGUUCGAUCAGCUGUUCUCAACACCCUUUUAACGUUUCUCAGCAUGCAAGAUGUAGAAGAAUGGGUUGAUGAUCGAAUAUUUAGACUUGCGUUUCAGAACAUGAUUGUUGAAGAGAAGCGA